AAUGACCAAAAUUGUUAGGUGCAUACUCAAGUGCCAAUUUUUAAUGAACCCUCAAACACAAGGAACCAUAUUUGUCAUUUUCUCCCUCGUCUUCUUUCUUCUUUUUCUCCAAAUUUCUCCUUACUCCGUUGAUGGUCCUCAAACGAACAAUUCAUACAUGUUCACAAUGACCAUAUCAAGAAAACCACUAAAAAAAACUCUUUCUCCUCCCUUACACCAACUCUCCACCACCACCCCACCAUGGUUCACCCCACCCCCACCCCACCAACAUCAAGAUUCAUCAGACCCAAUACUCAAUAACCUUUCACAAGCCAUAAAAAACUCUCACACUAAACCCCUUCAAAAUUCCCUCAAAACCCUUCUCCCAUCUCUUAAACCCCAACACAUAAUCAACCUCAUUAACCUUAAUCCUCAUUCUUUAACCCCUUCUUCUCUUCUCUCUUUCUUCACAUGGCUUUCAACUUCUCACAAUUCAAAAUAUUGCCACACACUUCACACUUAUUGCACUAUGGUCCUUUUUCUUUAUACCCACGAAAUGUACACACAAGGUCAAUCUUUUAUCCAUACUAUUGUUUCAAGAAAAGGUAAAGACUCAGCCUUUACUGUUUUUCAAGCAAUCUUGAAAGCUAAAGGUAACAACUUGACAUCUUUUGUUAAUGUUCUUAAUGGACUUAUUGAUGUUUAUUUGGAUUUGGGGUUUGUUUCUGAUGCUAUACAGUGUUUUAGGCUUAUACAAAAGCAUAAAAUUAAGUUCCCAUUUCAAGGUUGUACUAAGGUUCUUGAAUAUUUAAUGAAGCUUAAUUCACCAAUGGUAGCUUUUGAUUUUUAUAAGGAGAUUUUGGAAUGUCGGUAUCCACCAAAUGUGCAUUUCUUUAAUGUUUUGAUGAGUAAAUUGUGUAAAGAAGGUAAAAUGAUGGAAGCCCGGUCGGUUUUUACGGAGAUGUGGAAGAGAAAUUUGAGACCUAGUGUUGUUAGUUUCAAUACUUUGAUAAAUGGUUAUUGUAGAUUAGGUGAUAUGGAUGCAGGGUAUAGGUUGAAAAGAGAAAUGGAGGAAAGAGGAAUUUCGCCUGAUGUUUAUACUUAUAGUGCUCUAAUCAACGGGCUUUGCAAGAAGUGUUGGAUGAGCGAUGCGAAUGAGUUGUUUAAUGAGAUGUGUAUAAAAGGUUUGGUUCCUAAUGUUGUUAUCUUCACGACUUUGAUUAAUGGGCAUUGCAAGGAUGGUAGCGUCGGUUUGGCCAUGGAUGCUUAUCGACAAAUGCUGAAGCGGAGGGUGGGACCCGAUUUAAUCACAUAUAACACACUUGUUAACGGGCUUUGUAAGAGCGGAGAUUUAGGGGAAGCAAAGAAGCUCGUUCACGUGAUGAUUGAAAAGGGUUUGAAGCCUGAUAAGUUCACGUACACAACCGUUAUUGAUGGAUGUUGUAAGGAGGGAGAUUUGGAUGGAGCAUUUGAGAUCAAGAAAGUGAUGGUUGAUAACGAUAUUGAACUCGAUGAUGUGGCGUAUACAGCUCUCAUUACAGGUUUGUGUCGGCAAGGUCGAAUAGUUGAUGCUGAGAGGACUUUAACCGAAAUGCUUAAUGCUGGUUUGAAGCCUGAUGACCCUAUUUAUACUAUGGUUAUCGAUGUUUUCUGUAAGAAGGGAGAUAUUAAGAUGGGUUUUAAGUUGCUACGGCAGAUGCAAAGUAAUGGACAUUCGCCUAAUGUUAUAACUUACAAUGUGCUUUUGAAUGGUUUAUGUAGACAAGGACAGAUGAGAAAUGCCGAAAUGCUAUUACAAGCCAUGCUUAAUCUAGGUUUGAGUCCAGAUGAUAUUACCUAUAAUAUCCUUUUGGAUGGGCAUUGCAAGUAUGGGAAUCCUGAUGAUUAUGAUAAGCUUCGUGGUGAAAUGGGGCUUGUUCAUGACUAUGCUACUUAUACUUCACUAGUUGGUAGCUUAAGUAGGAGCUCAAAACGUCAGCCCAAGAAGUCAUUCAUGUAAUCAUCAAAUUACGUAAUUAAUUUGCCAGAUCGUUUGUUAUUGGUCUCAAUGAAACUGUGCGGGCUCCCCUUGCUCUCCUUGGGAAAUGAGUCUCAUGGUGAUCCAUGGAACUUCUUGGUGUUAUGUGAAUGUGUCAAUGGAUCACUUGAAGCCCGUACAUUGGAGUUACCAUCAUGCCAACUAAUGCAAUUUUGAAUAAAUUGAUGAAGACAAUGUUAGGUUUUGAUGGCUUCUGAUGCCCCGUAGUUGCCAGUGUAUUACCUUCCAUUUGUUGAAGAAUUUAGAAUUGCAAUCUCAGCAUGUCAUUGCGCUGAGCUCGAGACUUGUGAAAGGUGUUUCACAGAUAGCUAUUCUUAAACCAGUCCAUCAAGAUUGCAGUCUUUAUACACCAGUGAAUAGUGAUGAAAGGCAAUAUUUUUUUACUCUGAAAGUUGAUAAAACCCCUAAAAAUGAAGCUGGGCCAAUUGAAAACAAUACUUUUUUCAAGCGAAGAAUCUUCUUUUUAGGAAGACAAUUCCCGGUCAUUCUAGAGGAAGCAAGUACAUCUUUAGUCAGCCUCGAGAAUCUGGCACGAGCAAUGGAAACUACAAAUAAAACACGAGUAAGCUUCAGCUGUGACAUUCAAAGAUGACCUACGACUAGUUCAACAGCUUUGUUGAAAAUGCAAGUUCAAUCUAAAAGAUAGAAAGAUAUUCCGAGUAUCCUUGUCUCUCUUAAUAAACAGGACAAACAUGCGAGUUCGGUCAGGAGGGACAAAAGAAAGAUGCUUUCUAUCAGCCAAAAGCAGAUAUCGCACUCCAUGCUCUCUUUCUUAGAAUUCAACAUUGUUGAUAUGUUUUGCAUCCUGUUCGCCCACUCUUCAUUUAGGGUGAUUCGAACCAGGGUUUGAUCUUUUGCUGCUCCCACUGACCACAGAGGCAUGCGAGAGACAGCGCUGAACAAUGACUCAAUGAUUGAAGAGGCUUUGACAAGACCUCGGCAUUCUCGCGUAUGUUAUUAAGACUCACUUGUUUUCCAGGGCUUGGGCGCCGCAAAGGGUUGAUAGGGCAGCUCGGCUGGUAAAAAAAUAGAUGGUACCGAAGCGGGAGGCUUAGUGGUCCGCCGGCAAGCUCGUUCUGAUCUUGGACACAGUACAUUGGAAUCCAUGUGAUCCGAGCAGUUGUUCCAUCUGCAAGAAAGUUUGUUUCACAUUUCCUACAAUGAAUUGGUUGAAGUGCAGACAGAUGGUGCAUGUGCAGGGAAUUCCGGGAGGAGUUCUUAUGGCUUUUAUAGAUGCGAUGCAUCGUGUGAUCUUAUCUCCCUAGACCCCACCCGGUGGGAUUAUACUGGGUAUGUUGUAUCGUGUGAUCUUGUCUAUGCAUACGCCAAGGAAAUUCAUGCUACUACAAACGCGGAAGCAAAAGCUAUUGCAAUUAGAUUGGCUCUAUAAUAUGCUAGUUUACUAGU
This is a messenger RNA of Lycium barbarum (goji berry), 3424 nucleotides long. Its product is annotated as putative pentatricopeptide repeat-containing protein At1g09680. NCBI's taxonomy places the organism in Eukaryota, Viridiplantae, Streptophyta, Magnoliopsida, Solanales, Solanaceae. Gene Ontology annotation, molecular function: protein binding. The record is from RefSeq and is a predicted model, not a curated record. The transcript has 2 exons. The coding region runs from base 2 to 1978 and encodes 658 amino acids.